AUGAAAUUAUGGCUCUUUUCCUGUCUGAUAGCUUGCUUCGUGGAGGUCUGGAUCCCCACUGUCCACACUCAAGGUACCUUUGAAGACUGCUGCCUGGGUUACCAAUCCAAGGCCAAAUGGUCUAUUCUCCAGCACGCCAGGUAUUACCAGCACCAGGAGGUGAGCGGAAGCUGCAAUCUACGCGCUGUGAUAUUCUACUUUCCCGAGAAAGGCAAGAUGGUGUGCGUGAAACCAUGGGACAAGGAUGUGCGGAAAGCGAUGAAGAUCCUGAAUGCCAGGAUCAAACGGAGACACAACCCACAGAAGCUCUCCCAAGCCUCUCAGGCUGAGAAGAAGAUGUUAAACCAUGGAAAGUCCAAGGUUAAGAACUCAAACAGCAGUAGUGGCAUGAGGAAUGCCUACCCAAGCCAUUCCAGCCUCCAGCAUCACUGAGAUCAGACAUCUCUAAUCCUGAUCCUGCAGGACUGAGUCUCUCAACUCUGGGAUCUCACAGCUUCAGACAGUCUGGAUCUCUGUCUG
Messenger RNA from Jaculus jaculus (lesser Egyptian jerboa), 519 nucleotides. It is a transcript of the gene Ccl25, whose product is annotated as C-C motif chemokine ligand 25. NCBI's taxonomy places the organism in Eukaryota, Metazoa, Chordata, Mammalia, Rodentia, Dipodidae. The transcript is spliced from 5 exons. The record is from RefSeq and is a predicted model, not a curated record. Gene Ontology annotation, biological process: immune response. The coding region runs from base 1 to 432 and encodes 143 amino acids. Gene Ontology annotation, cellular component: extracellular region. Gene Ontology annotation, molecular function: chemokine activity.